AUUAGAGCAGACUGAGAAAGGGGAAACAUCUUCCUAAGUGAUCAGGGCUUGUCUACAACUGGUCAGUGUUUCUCUGCCACAAUGUCCAAGGAGUGUGGAGAACACCAUGAAUUUCUGUUGCUUUUGACAAAAUAUCUGCAUCUAGAUUGUUUAUGUUGGCAGAUAUCACUGAAGCUAUUGAGUUUUAAGUGUUAAGCUCGGGUAUUUGAACUAAUUUGCCUGGUAGGCAGAUUAAAUAUUACUGUAUAAGGUUCUGCUAAGGAGUAAGGCAAUAGUUCCAGUGUUAAAUAAGUAACUUUUUCUUGAGGAAUAGAAUUUGACCAAUGAGAUCCAUGCACCAAAGAUGUGAGAACAAACAGUUAUGAAUGAAGACAAGGGACAUGGGGUGAAAGACUGCAAAUUGAGCUUAAAAACCUGGGGCAAAGGGCAAAACUUUGCAGCUUCACUCAGGCCACAAAACUUUCCCAGGAAGAAGUAUUUUAUUCAGAGUUCACCUGUGAUUAUGUAAUGGAAGAGGACAUCUGCAGCAAGCAAAUGUAGAACCUCUCUGCCUGGGAAGGUCAUGGAGCAGAUCCUCCUAGAAGAUAUGCUGAGGCAGGGAAAAGACAAGGAGGUGUUCCAAGGUGACUGAUUCUUUCAGUGUGCACCUGACUCUUCCCCUCACUGUCUGAUAAAACAUCUUUUAUCAUGAGAACACUUGUUAAAUCCUGGAUUCCUCAGUGUUUGUGGAUUCUCAGGUCACCUUCCAGAUCAUUCCAUGGAAACAACAGGCUUCUUACAUCUCAGAUUGUUUCCUACUAUGAAUCUAUAAACCAGUGUAAAAAGGAACUGCCAGAAUAUUUCAACUUUGCAAGUGAUGUCUUAGAUGAGUGGGCACGACUGGAAAAGGACGGAAGAAAACCAGCAAAUCCAGCUUUUUGGUGGGUCAAUGAUAAGGGAGAGGAGGUGAAGUGGACCUUUGAGGAGCUGGGCUCUCUGUCCAGGAAGGCAGCCAAUGUACUUUCUGGAGCCUGUGGUUUGCAGGCAGGAGACAGAGUCAUUGCAGUUCUGCCUCGUGUUCCUGAGUGGUGGCUCCUGAACGUGGCCUGCAUGCGAGCAGGAAUUGUCCUUAUUCCAGGAACAUCCCAACUAACAGCCAAAGACAUCUCAUACCGACUCCAGGCUUCAAAGGCCAAGUGUAUCAUUACCAGUGACACACUGGCACCUGCAGUGGAAUCUGUCCUGCCUGGCAGCCUGAAAAGUAAACUCCUUGUAGGCCAAGGGAGCAGGGAUGGGUGGCUGAACUUCAAAGAACUCCUUGUGGUUGCAUCUGCUGACCAUCAAUGUGUCAAGACAAGGAGUCAAGACCCAAUGAUUGUGUAUUUUACCAGUGGUACUACGGGCUUCCCAAAAAUGGUGGUGCACUCCCACAGCAGUUAUGGCAUUGGAUUUGCCAUCUCUGGCAGGUACUGGAUGAACUUGACUCCUUCAGAUAUAAUGUGGAAUACCUCUGACACUGGCUGGGCAAAAUCAGCCUAUGGCAGUGUUUUUGCACCAUGGAUCUGUGGAUCCUGUGUCUUUGUACACCAUAUGCCACAGUUUAAACCAGAAGUUACUGCAGAGACUCUCUCAAGAUACCCCAUCACCACCUUCUGCACGGCUCCCACCGCCUUCCGCAUGCUGGUCCAACAUGAUGUGAGCAGCUACAAGUUCCCGAGUCUGAAACACUGUGUGACUGGAGGGGAAGCACUGAAUCCUGAAGUGUUUGAUAAGUGGAAAGUCCAGACAGGGCUGGUUAUCCAUGAAGGUUAUGGCCAGACUGAAACAGUGACAAUCUGUGCCAAUAUGAAAGGAACGAAAAUUAAACCUGGCUCUUUGGGAAGAGCUGUUCCCCCUUACGAUGUGCAGAUCGUGGAUGAGCACGGGGCUGUUGUGCCUGCAGGAGCAGAGGGCACCAUUGCUGUGCGAGUGCGGCCCUGGCGCCCCUUCUGCCUGUUCUCCGAGUACUUGGAUAAUCCAGAGAAAACUGCUGCCUCUGUGCGCGGAGAUUUUUAUCUCACUGGGGACAGAGGCACUAUGGAUGAAGAGGGAUAUAUCUGGUUUGUGGGAAGAGCUGAUGAUAUCAUUAAUUCUGCUGGGUACCGCAUUGGCCCCUUUGAAGUGGAGAGUGCAUUGAUCCAGCACCCAGCAGUCUCAGACGUGGCUGUUGUCAGCAGCCCUGACCCAGUGCGAGGGGAGGUGGUCAAAGCCUUCAUUGUUUUAGCUCCUGCUUUUGUAUCACAUGAUCCAGAAAAAUUAAUUCACGAGCUUCAACAACAUGUCAAGAAGGUGACUGCACCUUACAAGUACCCAAGGAAGGUGGAGUUUGUUCAGGAUCUGCCAAAGACAACUACUGGGAAAAUCCAGAGAAAAGUUUUAAGGAGCAAAGAGUGGGCAAAUGUAUAAAAAGAGGAAGAGUAAUGUGGAAAAACAAGGACAGAAAUAUUCCAUUACAUGUACCAACCAUAGCGCAUCCAACAUGGCGAAUGUUUAUGACCCAGAACACUUGGAAACAUUGGGAAAAUCAAACUGUGGAAGAAAAAGUAGAAAACACUCAUAUGGCUUGAGGAUAUUGCUGUUGGAACCACUUUUGCCACUGACCAACAAAUUUUCUGGAGGAAGGACUUGCAAGUUAUUAGAGUGUGGAAUGGCAAAGAGAAAGGACAGACACAAGUACAUACAAAGAUUUCAUUUUAUUGGAUAUAAACAUAUCCAGUAAAAAAUAUAUAAACAUAUGCAUAAAUAGCUU
Molecule: messenger RNA, 2767 nt
Organism: Ficedula albicollis (Collared flycatcher)
Lineage: Eukaryota; Metazoa; Chordata; Aves; Passeriformes; Muscicapidae
Product: acyl-coenzyme A synthetase ACSM4, mitochondrial
Exons: 14
Coding region: 688-2424 (578 amino acids)
Biological process (GO): fatty acid biosynthetic process; acyl-CoA metabolic process
Cellular component (GO): mitochondrial matrix
Molecular function (GO): fatty acid ligase activity; fatty-acyl-CoA synthase activity
Source: RefSeq, a predicted model, not a curated record